Molecule: messenger RNA, 1462 nt
Organism: Mytilus californianus (California mussel)
Lineage: Eukaryota; Metazoa; Mollusca; Bivalvia; Mytilida; Mytilidae
Exons: 1
Coding region: 1-1308 (435 amino acids)
Source: RefSeq, a predicted model, not a curated record
AUGAAACUGCCGUUGGUUCUUGCCUUGUGCAUCACUGGUUUACUAGCCGGAGAUGUGAAACAAAAGAGAUCGUCAACCACGGAUCACAUCAGCAGCGGCCUUAAUGCAGCCAAGGACAUUGCCUCAGUCAUUUCAAAUUCGACUGCAUUUGCGACAGGAUUAGUAAGGAUAGCAGAUAAAGUAGCACCUUUCUUAGGAGUGGUUGCUCCGUUUAUAUCAUUUGUUUUUGGUUUUAUUCCUAAAGGACCAUCAGCAGAAUUACUGGCUAUUCGAAAUUUACAUAAAGAUAUCGACACUCGAUUCGAUCAAGUAGACAGAAAAUUUUCCGAUGUAAAACAACUCAUAAAUUGGAGCAGCGUAAAAGUCCAGUUUUCCAGUAUUGAACAAAAAAUCAAUGCAGUUUAUCGUAAAUAUAGAGAAAUGUACCAGGCACCAACUAAUGCCCUUGCUGGAGAGAAACAGCUAUUCAUAAGCAACUAUGAAAGUGACUUUCAAAAUAGUGGCAUUAAACUUUAUGACGGAGUCUUGAACGUAGGUCGUGUCUUUGGUGAUGGCUUGCUAGUCCCUUGCAUGACAUAUACAAAAUAUGAUCGCAGAAAAUGCUCGGAAUUCAGUUCUGGAAUUCUCAAUUUGUUGUUGAAAUCCGCCGAACUUGAGCUUGCAUACCUACAACUGAAGGGUCUAUCAUCUAACGUAGAUUAUCACGCAAAACAAUGGAAAACUCGCAUAGAUCAGGUUCGAUCUGCGAUGAGUCAUGCCGAUAGAACUAUAGCUUCUAAAUAUCACGACCAGUCAAAUGCUGAAAUAGACAGAUAUGCACUUGAUCAUCCAGGAGAUAAAAUGAACAAUCAUGACUGGGCUAAUAACAUGUACAAUUCUCUUUCCCGAAAAUACUAUUGGAGGGACUGGAUGGUCAUUUCUUACAAAGACGUCACUGGAGAUGACAAACAUUGGAAUAAGGUAUGCGGUGGAUAUAGCAAAUUUAGGAACCAUGGCCGAAACAUUCUUAUAGCAAGCGUUGAUAAAAGGACACGUCAUUUAGAUAAUACUAAAGCUCAUUCUGUUGUUAACGCGGUACAUGAUCAUACCUCAAGCAAAGGGCAUUGUCGACCACACUGCGGAACCGUUUACCACAGAAUAGAUUCUCAUACAGCGUAUGAUACUUUCCCAGCAGAAGUUAAAGAUCAUUGUUCCCCGUAUGUGGCAUCAGGUGUAAUCUACAAUGACGCUCAGCCAUCUUAUAAAGCUGCUGCAAACCGUCUUGUUCUAAGGAAUGACAAAUUUAAUCAUAUUCACGUGUUUGGAUAAAAAGAAAUCGCUCAAAUGAAAUGUUGCUUCUGUUAUUUGAUUAAAAUACUUGCAAUUGAAAUAGGUUUUCAAGAUAGAUGUAAUCAAAAUUCAAAGAUAAAACUGUAUUUAGAUUUUAUACUGAAAAUACCGUUAAAUCUGGUCCAAUCUGAAA